Messenger RNA from Polyodon spathula (Mississippi paddlefish), 2822 nucleotides. Its product is annotated as SPRY domain-containing SOCS box protein 1-like. The transcript is spliced from 3 exons. Gene Ontology annotation, molecular function: protein binding. Gene Ontology annotation, cellular component: SCF ubiquitin ligase complex. Bases 397 to 1218 code for a protein of 273 amino acids. NCBI's taxonomy places the organism in Eukaryota, Metazoa, Chordata, Actinopteri, Acipenseriformes, Polyodontidae. Gene Ontology annotation, biological process: proteasome-mediated ubiquitin-dependent protein catabolic process. The record is from RefSeq and is a predicted model, not a curated record.
GGUGCUACAGAGAUGUGCUGCCGUUCAUUGAAACUGAGUGGAUGUCGUGUCAUCCCUUCUUGAUUGCUUGAUUUUCACCUCGGAUGUCUGAGGAGUUGAUCGGGAUUAGGGAGGGAAUUGCUUUGUUUAAUCUAGCGGCAUGCUACUCGAAACACGGCAAACUCUUCUAAUCCAUCUGGGUGAUCGGCUAAUCCUGGAGCUUUCUCAAGUGUUCUAGCUUUGCAAAAUACUGGCAUAACAAAGUAAGCAUCCAAUGUGUGAUUGACUGGCCCCCUCUUUGACCCAGUGUCAUAGCAACCUGCAUAGAACUUGCUGACACCCACCAACUGAUUUGGAGGAUAAGGUGGUGGAGGCGGAGUUACUGGCUUUUAUAGGGGAGAAGUGGGCAGCUUGAACAUGGGGCAGAAAGUUCCAGGAGGGAUUAAGACCGUCGAUAUGAGGGACCCGGCUUUCAGACCGCUCAAGCUUGAGCUGCAGGCUCUCGACUACACCAAGCCUGCACGAUUGGACAUGCUUUUAGACAUGCCGCCUGUUCCUCACUCGGUGCAGCUGCUGCACUCGUGGAACAAUGACGAUCGCUCCUUAAACAUCUUUGUAAAAGAGGAAAACCCGUUAAUAUUUCACCGGCAUCCGGUGGCGCAGAGCACAGAUGGGAUCAGAGGUAAAGUAGGAUACACCAGAGGACUUCACGUGUGGGAGAUCUGCUGGGCAAUGCGACAGAGAGGCACGCAUGCGGUAGUGGGAGUUGCAACGUCGGAAGCUCCUUUGCAUUCGGUAGGAUACACGGCACUAGUCGGGAAUAACCACGAAUCCUGGGGCUGGGAUCUCGGGAGGAACAAACUGUGCCACGACGGCAAGAAUCAACCGUGUAAAACGUACCCAGCUUUCCUGGAACCUGACGAGACCUUCAUUGUACCAGAUUCCUUGUUGGUGGUGUUGGACAUGGACGAGGGGACGCUCAGUUUUAUUGUGGAUGGACAGUAUUUAGGAGUUGCUUUUGCGGGACUGAAGGGUAAAAAACUCCACCCUGUAGUAAGUGCUGUCUGGGGUCACUGUGAAAUCCGAAUUCGCUACAUAAAUGGACUUGAUCCUGAACCUCUGCCACUGCUGGACCUCUCUCGUCGUUCGGUGCGGGUCGCCCUGGGGAAGGAACGCUUGAAUGAAAUCCAUGCACUCCCCUUGCCAGCGUCCCUUAAGAACUAUCUACUCUACCAAUGAUUGGAGUGCCUGUGGUAGAACCAGCUGGGCUGUGCGGGAGACGGGCACCAGAAGCCGCUGUCCCUCUAUGGUUUGCUUGUCGUCUUUUAACCAGGUCCUUGGUGACUUCCCACCUCUUCAGCCUAUUUAUUUGCUCAAUGGACAUUCGUUGCCACAAACGCCACUCGAACUGCUACUUUUCCUUGUCGUCUUGUAUUUUAGUUCUUAUUGUGGCUUGCUCAAACGUGGAUCUUUUUUUUUUAAACAAAUUUGGGCUUGACAGUUAACUGCUGUGGAGCUUGAAAACAGAACGAUGAUGGCAUCCAUGUCUGUUUGUAACUGAGAAAUGGCUUGCUAAGAUUCCAGUUUUGGGGGUGGGGGGUACAUUUUAUCACCUUUUUAAAUAGGGCUAGUUUUAUUUGUGGGGUGUCAUUUUCUCAAUCCAGCGAGAAACCAGGUGGACAGUUGGCAGUGUUUUUGUGGAUUCCUGUCAAUGAGUAGUUGGUUAGCGUCUAUCAAUAUGGUUUUGCUAUUUUAAGGGUCGAUGCAUUCUCGAAUGGUAGGGAUGCCUCCCUGUUUUUUUUUUUUUUAAAACCAGGUACUUUAGCCGAUUAGAGCUUUUAGAAAGCCUACUUGUCCUGCAAAUUUAACUUUUCGAACACAUGCUCUAGUUCCAGAAAGUUUUUUCCAGGUAGUUCUGCUUAUUGUUUUGUGUUGCGUGGAACUCCAAAAAUAGUUGAGGAAUUUCUUCCAGGUUGUAUGAAACUCCCAGUCUGACUAAUUCUAGGGGCAUGAACACCAAUGGAAAGACUGGAAAAGGAGCUACUCAAAAUGAAUAUUGUUUUGCUCAUUGGGUCACCCACAGCGCCAUGUUGGCUCUUGCAAUAUGCAAGCUCUACUUGAGGCAGGGCAUUGUAUUGACGAGUUUAAAGAAGUCGCAUUCAGGGAGUUGAUGCCUCGGAAGUAGUCCCAUGAUUCAGGUAUUCUGCAGGGCUCUGCAAUGCUCAACUUUGUAUUGGAAUACAAGGUGUUUUUAUUUCCUUAUGGUGCCUGUGUGGUAGACACUACAACUAAGACGUCAAUCAAGAAUCCUCCUGCCCUGUCUUAAUUUUAAAAAUGAAUCCAGCACACUUGGAUGUUCUGGCAUGACACUUAAACAAAUGAAAAGGAGUUUGCUAUUGAUUUUUUGUUUUUAACUGUGCCUGUAAAGAAGUGCAAGGUUUUUAAUUUUGGCACAAAGGAUUUAAGUUUUAUAUAUGUCCAGCUGCUGCAGAGUGAGACUGACCCUUUCUGCAAGGGUCCAGAAUGGUUCAGCGACAAGAAAUUUGAUUCUUGGGUCCAAAAAACAAACUUAUUACUGUCCUGCAGACCUUUUUAAUUAACUGUCCCAGGGAACAGGUGAUUAAGUUGCACACAUGAUCUUUGUAUGUAUCUUUUGUUGUAUUGUCACCACUGUGAAUCCUCCAUGUUUGUCCGGUUGUGACGCUUGUACACAGUCCUGAUUUUCUGGGUCUUUAAUCUGUGUUACUCAUUUUCCAGGCCUGUACAGUUGGAUCUUUUAAUUUCCUUUUUAUUAUAUGCUGUAGAUAAUGUUUGUAACUACCUAAUAAAGUUUAUUAAGUUAA